GUUUAAAUUGUCACCACGGCUCACAAGAGAAAACGUCACCGGCAUCCGAAGGAAAACGCCGGUUAAGCAGAUACUUCCACCUUCCGUUGCCCCUACCGCGACUGCGAGUUUGUGUGAGAGAUAAUUCUCAAUACUCAAGUCACAUGGCAACAAAACUUCAUGGAGCUUCGAUAAGUUCCUCUUGCCAUCCACCUUCCCCAAAGAGCUCUUCAUGUAAAAUAAAAGUAAUCACCACCAGAGUUUCAAUCCAGAGAACAAAUCAAUCUCUCCGACGGAUAUCUAAAAUCUCAUGCUGUUCUGAGGUUGGAGCAGCUUCUACAAAUUCUCGUUCGCAGAAUAAAAGGCCUUUGACUACAACUGAUCUCACUGGUUCCUUCAAGGAUGGAUCUGGAAUCCGAGUAGCAUACCAGGGUGUUAGUGGAGCAUACAGUGAAUCUGCAGCAGAAAAAGCAUACCCAAAUUGUGAAACUGUCCCUUGUGAGCAAUUUGAUAUUGCAUUUCAGGCAGUUGAAAACUGGAUUGCUGACAGGGCAGUUUUGCCAAUUGAGAAUUCUCUUGGAGGUAGCAUCCAUAGAAACUAUGAUCUAUUACUUCGACACAGGUUACAUAUUGUUGGAGAGGUGCAGCUUUCUGUUAGACACUGUUUGUUAGCCAAUCAUGAUGUCAAAAUUGAAGAUCUUAAACGGGUUCUCAGUCAUCCACAAGCUCUUGCACAGUGUGAGCACACAUUAACAAGGCUAAAAGUGGUCAGGGAAGCUGUAGAUGAUACAGCCGGUGCUGCACAGUUUGUUGCUCAACACAAACUCAAAGACACAGGAGCAGUUGCGAGUGUUGGUGCUGCCAGGAUAUAUGAUUUGAAUGUUCUAGCUCAAGACAUACAGGAUGAUUCAGACAAUAUCACUCGAUUUCUCAUGCUGGCUAGAGAUCCAAUUAUUCCAGGCACAGAUAGACCCUUCAAAACGAGCAUAGUUUUUUCCUUGGAUGAGGGUCCCGGUAUGCUUUACAAGGCACUUGCUGUUUUUUCUAUGAGAGAUAUUAAUCUCACCAAGAUGGAAAGUCGUCCGCAGCGGAAACGACCUCUUGUAAACAAUGAUGGUUUGAAGCAUUUCGACUAUCUCUUCUAUUGUGAUUUUGAAGCAUCAAUGGCUGACUACAAUGCCCAAAAUGCCCUUAAGCAUUUAAAGGAGUUUGCAACAUUUUUGAGAGUUCUUGGUAGCUACCCAAUGGACAUCAAUUUGGUAUGAUUGAACUUGGUCAACCCUUGAUAGUAAUACUUAGUAGGUCAAGGGUUAAAAAAGUAAAAUUCCCAUUUAGAUGACUGUCAUAUACAUUGUACAAAAGUGGCUAAAACUGUCCAUGGGUUAAAUCCACAUGCUUCAAGAUUCAAAAAGAAAAGAAAAGUAAAAUGUUUGGAAUAGUGGAUGAUGAUUAGGGUAGAUUAUGCAUAGUUUUGGUGGUAGAAUAUUUUUAUUAUUAUUAUUAUUAUUAUUUUUUUUUUUUUUGUGCGCACAUCUUGAGAAGUG
Messenger RNA from Lactuca virosa, 1523 nucleotides. The record is from the annotation of a GenBank genome assembly. Lineage: Eukaryota; Viridiplantae; Streptophyta; Magnoliopsida; Asterales; Asteraceae.